Sapajus apella (tufted capuchin) is the source of this 1977-nucleotide messenger RNA. It is a transcript of the gene IQCG, whose product is annotated as IQ motif containing G. The transcript has 10 exons. Gene Ontology annotation, biological process: cilium organization; sperm axoneme assembly. The record is from RefSeq and is a predicted model, not a curated record. Gene Ontology annotation, molecular function: protein binding. NCBI's taxonomy places the organism in Eukaryota, Metazoa, Chordata, Mammalia, Primates, Cebidae. The coding region runs from base 287 to 1516 and encodes 409 amino acids. Gene Ontology annotation, cellular component: cytoplasm; sperm flagellum.
UCCGUAUUGACAAAGUCGCUGUGUUGGGACUGAAGGAGGCAAGGGCACCAGCAGGAAGAGAAUUAUAGGUCACUGUAGUGAAUGUGAUGAGAGAUGAUGGUGAGGAAACACGUGAUGAAUACUGGAAUUCUGAAGAUAUUUAGAUUCUAGCAGGAUUUGCUGGUGGAUAAGGAAUAAGUGAGAAGAGUAAAGGAUGGCUCCAACGUUGUAUGAAAGAGAUGUAUGUAACUGCAGUUUUGUGAAAUUAUAAAUAUAACACCGAGGUAACGAAACUAACUCAAGAAGAAUGGAAGAAGACAGCCUGGAAGACUCAAACCUUUCUCCGAAAGUUUGGCAUUCUGAGAUGACAGUGUCAGUGACAGGCAAACCACCUAGUACCGUAGAAGAAGAAGGACUACCUAAAGAAACAGGUGUAGAAAUCAUCCCAGAAAUCCUAGAGCCACUCUCCCUUCCAGAUGUGCUGAGGGUCUCUGCAGUCCUGGAGGAUACCAUAGACCAGCUCUCUAUUUUAAAGUACAUCAUGCAGAUUCAGUGCGAACGAAGACAGAGCAUCAGCAUGAAAAGUGGAGAAAUGAAUCUAGAAGGAAAGAAUCUACACAAACUUCCAGUGGCCUCAACAAUCACAAAAAUACCUCGUCCAUUAAUAUCCAAAGAAGAACCCGAGUUGCCAGAAAUCAGACAAAGAGGCCAAUUUCCUGUGGAGUUUAACAAAAUGCAGGAUCUUAUCUUUAAAAAUCCUACAAGGCAGACCAUAAUGACUACGGAGACACUGAAGAAAAUGCAGAUUGAUAGAGAAGCUCUGCUCCGAACACAAAUCAUUCUCAUUUCUUCUAGGGAGGAAAAAGGAAGAAAACAGAUAAAAUCCCUUCAAAAACAGCUAAUUAAUGUCAAAAAAGAAUGGCAAUUUGAAGUACAGAGUCAGAAUGAAUAUAUUGCUAACCUCAAGGACCAACUGCAAGAGAUGAAAGCAAAAACCAAUUUGGAGAAUCGCUACAUGAAAAUCAAUACUGAGCUGCAGAUUGCCCAGACCCAGAAAAAGUGUAACAGAACAGAGGAACUCUUGCUGGAAGAGAUCGAGAAACUAAGGAUGAAAACGGAAGAAGAGACCCGGGUUCAUAUGGAGAUUGAAAUGUUCCUUAGAAAGGAGCAGCAGAAACUUGAGGAGAGGCUAGAGUUCUGGAUGGAGAAAUAUGAUAAGGACACAGAAAUGAAACAGAGUGAACUAAAUGCUCUCAAAGCUGCAAAGGCCAGUGACUUAGCACACCUUCAAGACCUCGCAAAGACGAUAAGAGAGUAUGAACAGGUCAUCAUUGAAGAUCGUAUAGAAAAGGAGAAGAGCAGGAAGAAGGCAGAACAGGAUCUCUUGGAAUUAAAGAGCGUCAUAAAGAUCCAGGCCUGGUGGCGAGGCACUAUGAUACGGAAGGAAAUUGGUGGUUUCAGGAUGCCUAAAGACAAAGUUGAUAGCAAGGAUUCAAAAGGAAAAGGCAAAGGCAAGGAUAAGAGAGGCAAGAAGUGACCGUUAUCUUCUGUCUUUUCCUCUGGCACUCUGGAGGUGGGAAGGGCGUGGAGAGAGUUAAGAACCGCCUCGUACCAUCACAGGUGACUCAUCUACAGGUUGUUUCCCAUGGAGAUGCUUCCAGGCGAAGCCUGCUGAUUUCACUCUCUGAUUUAGGAUUAUACCAUUGACUUAGGGCUUUCUCAUACCUUGCUGUAAAGAAAUUUCUGGUAGUCCUGUGAAGAUUCAUUCUUCUUGCUCUUUCUCAGCAGAACCAAGCAGUUCUUUGUCCUAGUACCAGUGAUGCAUUAAAACUUCAGUAAUUCCUGUAAUGUCUGAUUCUUUUACCCAAUUGUCUGUAGUGAAAAAAUUCUUAUGAGCAAAAGUAUUGAGUAGGAAUUAUAAAAUGAUGUUUAUUAGCUGUCCAGCAUAAUACAUACACAGUAAAGUUUUAAUAAAUGUUGGUUCCUGCCUGCCUUUUA